Messenger RNA from Phytophthora sojae, 954 nucleotides. RefSeq lists its product as hypothetical. The record is from RefSeq and is a predicted model, not a curated record. Gene Ontology annotation, molecular function: protein binding. The annotation marks the transcript as partial. Lineage: Eukaryota; Oomycota; Peronosporomycetes; Peronosporales; Peronosporaceae. The transcript has 4 exons.
GACGAUACAAUUCGAUCCAUAGCAGCAGAGCCCGAGCUACGAGUGCUCAAGUGGCUGUAUACCUGCGAGCCCAAGAUAUUCAUGUGGUGUGAGAAGAGAAAAUUCAAGUAUGCCUCGCUCAAGGGCAGGAAGGACGUGGUGUACUGGCUGGCGAAAUGGUUCCCUGAUACAGUCCGAUCUCUGAAAUUUGCUGCUCGUGGAGGCGAAUUGGGCCUCAUCAAGUGGCUGAUAAGCAAUACAAAAUGGGAUACAGACCUCGAGUGGCUGGUCAAGUUUCUGCAUGCCAAUCGCUCGGAAGGGUGUACGACCAGGGCGAUGGACUCUGGAGCGGGGAAUGGUCAUUUGGAGGUUGUACAAUGGCUACACGAGACUCGAUCGGAAGGCUGCACUGUCGAUGCGAUGGAUUCUGCAGCUGCCAGAAAAUGGUCUAAAGAAACGAUGGACGCAGCGGCAAGUCACGGGCAUCUCGAGGUUGUGAAGUUUCUGCAUAACCACCGUCGUGGAGGCUGCACCCGAAGUGCAAUGACCAAAGCAGCGCAGACCAACCACUUGGAUGUGAUCAAAUGGCUGCGCGCGAAUAGGCGGAAAGCCAGCACAGAAGCGGCGAUGAACGCGGCGGCGGCGUGUGGCUGUCUUCGGGUGGUGAAGUGGCUCUAUGAGAACGGCCAAGGCGGGUGCGCAGUAUCUGCCAUGACUAAUGCAGCUAGUUGUGGCUACCUCAAUGUCGUGAAGUUUUUAGCUGCGAAUUACUCGCUGGAUUGGUCAGAGGAGGCAAUUGCAAAGGCAGUGUUACACGGCCAAACCGAGACGGUGAAUCUUCUGGAGUUCAUGAACAAGGAAACGGAGUAUUGCCACAACCCGUCAAUUUUCUACUCCGGGCGUGGCAACAAGUUCCCCGAAGUGGUGGAAUGGUACAAGGACCACUACGACAACCCAAACAAGCGCAAGCACUGA